Molecule: messenger RNA, 2019 nt
Organism: Ostreobium quekettii
Lineage: Eukaryota; Viridiplantae; Chlorophyta; Ulvophyceae; Bryopsidales; Ostreobiaceae
Source: the annotation of a GenBank genome assembly
AUGGCUUCCUGCAGUCUCGCGCGGCGCGAUUGGCCCGCGGACUCCCGCCCCUCGGCCAAUCCCCACAUGGGCCGCAUCCCAUCAAGCGCACACCCACGUGAAUGGAUCCCGGGCGCCCCGGCGGGCAUUCGCAUGCCCAGAUCCCGCCGCUUGGGCGCGAUGGCUCCCUGCGGACGUGCACGCCGAUCGGUCCGGUCGCUGCGCGUGGCCGCCGUUGUGAAUUGGGAGGGCAACGGCAGCGGCGGCUUCGAUGCGACGCCACAACCCGCAUCCCUUGAUGCGCCGCCCGCCUUCCGGCAGUACGACUUCGCGGUGGUGGGCAGCGGCAUCGCGGGGCUGACUUACGCAUUGAAGGUGGCGGAGUACGGCAGCGUGGCUGUGAUUACGAAGGCGCAGGCGGAGGAGGGGUGCACGCGGCACGCGCAGGGCGGGAUAUCGGCGGUGCUGGGAGGCUGGGACUCGGUGGAGGAGCACGUGCGGGACACUAUGGUGGCCGGGGCGUUCCUCAACAAUCGACGGGCGGUGGAGGUGGUUUGCCGUGAGGGCCCAGCGCGUGUGAUGGAGCUGGUGCGCCUGGGAACCAUUUUCUCCCGCAAUGAUGAUGGCUCGCUGCACCUCACACGUGAAGGCGGCCACAGCAGUCGCCGUGUUGUGCAUGCCGCCGAUGCCACUGGUGCAGAGGUGGAGCGCGCGCUUCUGGCGCAGGCACGGGCCAACUCCAACAUCGACUUCUUUGAGCACCACCUAGCAGUGGACCUCGUUGUGGAUGAGGUGGGCGGUGUGAGACACUGCUUGGGCGUGGACGUACUGGACCAGCAGAACCACUCGAUGUGCAGGUUCAUCGCACUGUCAACGAUGCUCGCCACAGGGGGCGCUGGCCAGGUCUACCCCCACACAACCAACCCGAGCGUGUCCACAGGCGAUGGCAUAGCCGUCGCCUACCGCGCCCGGGCCCGCGUUGCCAACAUGGAAUUUGUGCAGUUCCACCCCACAAGCCUCUUCACGGGUGGCAAGGCCAAGCGCUCACCCCUAAUCUCAGAGGCCGUGCGUGGUGAGGGCGGCCUGCUGUUCAACAGUGCUGGUCGGCGGUUCAUGCUGGAUGUGGACAGGCGGGGCGAGCUGGCGCCACGUGACAUCGUGGCACGGGCCAUCCAGGAGGAAAUGCUGGCCGGUGGGGACAGCCAUGUGCUGCUGGACAUCAGCCACAAGCCAGCGGAGAAGGUGCUGGCGAUGUUUCCAAACAUUGCUGCCAGGUGCCAGGACUUUGGCAUCGACAUUACCAAAGAACCCAUCCCUGUGGUGCCCGCUCAGCACUACAUGUGCGGCGGGGUGCAGACCGGCCUGCUGGCUGAGACCUCCAUCCAGGGCCUGUACGCCUGUGGCGAGGUCUCCUCCACGGGCCUCCACGGUGCCAACCGGCUGGCCUCCAACUCCCUCCUGGAGGGCCUGGUCUUCGCCCACAGGGCGGCCGGCCCCAGCGUUGCACACGCCGAGCACGCCCUCAAGAGCUGCAGCCGCGCCCUACAUUACGCAGCGGCAUCUGCCGAGUUUGCCGGGCCCCAGGGCCCGCGCCAGUUAGUCCCUCAGGCCAAAGAAUGGGUGGAUGAGAAAACCGCCGAGCUGCGUGCACUGAUGUGGGACGCCUGCGGGAUCGUGCGCACAAGGGAGAAAAUGAAGAUGGCUGCAUCGAGGCUGGCAGAGAUCUGCGUGGAGACUAAGGCGUUCCGGAAGGCCUAUGGGGUGAGCACAGGCCUGCUGGAGCUGCUCAACAUGGCGACGGUGGGUGAGCUGGUGGUGUUCAGCGCGCUCCAGAGGAAGGAGAGCCGGGGGGGCCACUACGUGGCGGAGUACCCGGAGACGGGGGAGAAGGUGGAGUCCACGAUCAUCAGCACGUCGCUGAAGCGCCGGUGCGACUUGUCCGUGGUGAAGCGCUCCGACCAGUUGUCGGCGUUUCUGCCCACGGUGGCCAAGAAGGGCCAGGCGCGGGACAUGGCAGUGCGGUCGAGCUCGAGCGAGUGA